AUGGAUUUUCGCGAUGGUUUCCUAAAUUUUGAUUGCCUGAAAUACAUCGCAUGCACAUUUGGAGAUGGGGAGUUGGCCAGUAAAUACUUGGAUUGUACAACUGCUCCAAGUUAUGAUGUUGAAUAUACGGAGGAUGGUAGUUAUGUGGAUUAUUUCAAUGUUAAAAAGCUGGUUGGUCUCAUGUCGAUCUCUGAUAAGCUGAAUUUACAAAACAAAGAUAGUUCUGCAAGGGUUGAAGGGAAAGAUGAUAACAAUUCAGUAGACAAACUACCAGUUAAAUUCAGUUUUAAAUCUCUGUCCAACUCUAUGUUGAAGCAGUCAAAUUCUAAUCAGCUGGAAGAAGAUGUAGAAACAGCUCGAACACUACCCAAAAUUCAGGAGCACAUUUCUGAAUUGAAAUCCGGAACUACUGAUAUUCAACUAGUUGUUGAUGACCAUAAAAAAGUGGCAGAGGAUAUGGAGGAGGGAGAAAUUCCAAACACUGAAUCACCUGCCAAGAAAAUUGAUCAGAGCAAUAAGGUGGAGACAUCUGCAGUUGAUGAUCGUAAGAAAAAAAGAAAGCCAGAAAUUAUGAAAGAAAGUCGAAACAGAGAUAUGCCCCACCAGGGUAGAAGUACAGACAGAAACAGGCGAUCAUCAUCCAGGUCAUCGGGUUCUUAUUCUAGGUCAUCGUCAUCAUCCUCCCAUUCUUCAUACGACUCACGAAAGAGAAAGCGUUAUAAAAAGUCAUAUAGUCGUUCUAGGUCAAGAAGUUAUUCGUACGGUAGAAAGGUAAAAAAUUAUGGAUAUUACGGUGGCUAUUACAAUCGUAAGAACUCUUAUGGUAAAAAUUACAAAAAUGAUUACUACAAGCGUGACUAUGAUGAUAGAUACAAGACAGACAGCUAUAGGGUUAAAUCAAAAGUUCAACCCAGUAAAAAAUCCAGCUCAACAAGAAAAACAAAACUAUCUGGAUUGAGGUCAAAGAGACAGAAAGGUCACAGAAGCAGUAGUGAAAGUAGUUCAAGUGAUUCAGGUGAUAAUAGAGCAACAAAAACCAAAAAAUUACCCAACAAGAAGAUGAAGUUAGUAGAAGAAAAUUCAAAAAAAGCCAUUUCUAAAUCAUCUACCAAUUCUAAAAUGGUUAAAAAACCGAGUGAUGUAAAUUAUGAAGAGAAUGAAACAAGGGUUGUUAAACAGAAAGAGUCUGCUAUUAAAAACUUGAAAAAUACAAACGUCGAUGACAACAACAACAACAACAGCUACGACGUCAACAACAUUACUUCAGCUGCGAUGACAUCAACUACGACAUCCUCGGUCACCACUGACAGCUAUCAUCUUCAUCAUCAGAGACAUCAUCUGGAGGAUAAUGUCCAGAUAUCCGCUGACAGCCUGAGUAGACGCUACUACGCUGAGAAAAAUUCAAUCUUCGAUCAGGAUGAUAACAAUUCUGAUGACACACACUACUACCAUCAGCAUCUUCAGCAGCAGCAGCAACAUGUAGAUGGAAGUAGAUUGCAUGCUGAUGGAGAAGAUUAUUACAAUGAUAAUGUUAGGUAUGAUGAUAAAUAUGCAAACAGAUCUAUCAAAAAUGUAAAAAUUGACAAUGUUGACAGCUAUAAAAACAUCAAAAGUUCAACUAAAAGUAAACAGUAUUCAGAUGAUGACGAUAGAAACCUUGAAUCGAGUAAAAAAUCAACCACUAUCAGCAACAAAGAUAAAAAAAUUUCUUCCACAAAGUCGUCAGAAGCUCAUCGAAAACGAGACAACAACAACGAUGAUGACAACAAGGAUGCUAAUUACAGCAACAAAAAUGUCGACGACAGCACCCAACAACAACAACAGUUUAGUUGGCACGACAACUACAGCCGCAGUGAGAAUCCUAUGCAUAAUUCUAAUGAUGGUGACGAUGAUGACGAAGGCUACGAUUACGAAAACGCCAAUUUCUGGGACCUGGACCCUCUUCUUGUCAACAGUAUCCAAAUGGCGGCUGGCGAUGAUGACCUUAUACUGACCCCGGACAAGAUAAAAGAGCUUAAGUCCACUCACACCAAUGCACAGCCAUUGAUUAGUAGUAAGAACUACACUAAUAGUAGUGUGAAUUUUUCUACCUUUACUAGCGGUACAAAUUUUCUUAAUGAUGCUGCUGGUACUUUUGCUACUAAAGAUUUGGCUGGUGUUUCUACUCUUAGUAAAAAUAUUGAUGAUUUAUGUAGUAGUAAUAGUAGCACUACGACUGUUUUUGUAAAUUCUUCUGCAGCUACUACUACUACUGCUGCUGCUGCUGCUGCUACUGCUAUCAUCUCUACCACUCCUUUUCCUACUACUACUUUUGCUACAGCUGAUGAUGAUAAUGAUAUGAUUGUAAGGCAGAUGGUUGAUGGUGAACAAUUAUUUGGCAAUACAUGUGAUGAAGAUGUGGGUGAAACAUUUGGCAACGAUGAGAAUGAUGAUAACGGUGAUGAUAAUAAUAAUAACAAUAAUAAUCGUGAUGAUGGUGACGACAAUGAUUGUAAUGAAUCUGAGUAUUUGAAGCUGGAGAGGAUGCUAAAUAUUAAUAGAAAUGUUGAAGAUGAUAACGCGGCUGCUGCUACUUCUGCUGCUGCAGCUGACGACGCGGCUGAAGAUAGACAGAUGGAAAAUGAAAUGAAUGAGGAUUGCAUCAACGAAAAGGAUGAUAAUUACAAUGAGUAUAGCGAUUAUGGAAAUAUGGAGAACCUCAAUGACGGUGGUGGUGAUGAUGAUAUUGUUAAUGAUGCUAACGACGACAGCAUUGUUGUUCAAUCACCAUACACCAACUAUUUUAAAGAUUUUAAAGAAACCAGUACGAUCCCAGAGGGUAAUAAUAAUAAUAAUGAUAAUAAUAAUAAUGAUGAUGUUCAUGAUUAUGAUAAUGACGAUGAUAUCAACUUAGAUCAUGAUAAAGAUACCAGUUGCAGUGCUUAUAAAACUGCCACGAUCGACAUCAAACAUUCCGAAAUUUCUGCAUGUCCCGUGAACGAUAGAAGCGACACGACUCCGCAACUGCUUGCCUCCAUGGAAACAAGUGAUAACAAUAGUAAUGAUGACAACAACAACCCUGAGACCAAAGAUCUCAAGUGCAAGAAUCGCUACAAGGUCGGGGUGGUUAAAAAAUCCUCCAAGCCUAAGGCAGCAGUCGAAGAAAAAGAGACAACGUCGACUUGUCAUAGAUCAAUUCUAAAGAAAGAUUCUACUCACAAAGUGGCCCCUCUGUUGAAUAAUAAUGAUAAUAAUGAUAAUAAUAAAUCAAUUGAUGACGUCAUCAAUUAUUGUCAGCUGGCCCUGAAUCAGGCGCUUGCACUUUCUAAAGGCCCAGCUGUCAAUAACGAACGUCUAAAUGAGAUUGUCGAAAGAAUGAUGAGAGAGGCUACUAGCUUGAGAGAGUGUAUUGGGGCUUCGGCAGUGCCGGGUAAUAACCCUCAACAAUCCCUCCACCAACAGCCAAGAGUGACGUCAGCAUCGACCUCAUCUUCAUCAGUGUCGACCGUUAAAACCGGUAAAAAACCCGAAAAUGUAGUCAACGCCGUAAAUGGCAGUCUGAGUGUUGAAACCGUACUGGCCACUAGUUACCUCUAUUCGCCACAAAUUUCGCCCCCGCCCCCGCCACCCCCUCUACAGCAGCCUUCUUCUGCCAGGGUCCAACAGCCACACAAUCAUUUAAAAGUGAACUUAGAUCAUAUGAAUGUCAGUGGUGGAGGCGGAGGUGCGUCUCAACAUUGCAACAAAUGGAUGGAAAAGUUUCAGCCCUCCGGCGUGCAUGGGGGUGGCUCGAGGUCGUCCCCUAGUGACACCCACUUGACACAUAGGGACUCCGAAGUCAUUCCUUGCAAUACUAUAUCGGUUGAGAUGGAGCUAAGGAGGAUUAUGAAGCCUAUGUACAAUAGAGGUGACAUUACAAAAGAUCAGUACAAAGACAUCAUGAAGAAGGCUGUCACUAAGAUUUGCCUGUUGAAGAGAAACCUUACGCUGCACGAACUAACUGACUAUUUGCAAAUGUACAUUGAUAGCGUUAAGAGAUGAUGAUAAUGAUAAUAUUAAGUUCUAUAUAUAUAUAUAUAUAUAUAUAUAUAUAUAUAUAUAUAUAUAUAUAUAUAUAUAUACAUUGUUAUAUAUACUGUUUUAUGCUGUUUGGAUAUUUUUAUUAUUACUUAACUUCCCUUUGUCGUAAUGAUUGUAUAAAGUAUGUUCUCGCAUGUGUGUGUGUGUGUGUAUAUAUGUAUGUAUGUAUGGAUGGAUGUAAGUGUGCAUGCCUGUAUCUGUGUGUAUAUAUAUGUAUGUGUGUUGUGUGUGCGUACGUGUGUUUGUAUGCAUCUAAACGUGUUAUGGAUCGGUUAUUAUUAAUAUUAUUAUUUUCUUGCUUUAGUGUUUUCACUAUUUUUUCACUGAAGAUUUUCCUGGAGAUAUU
Helobdella robusta is the source of this 4405-nucleotide messenger RNA. RefSeq lists its product as hypothetical. The transcript is spliced from 4 exons. The coding region runs from base 1 to 4020 and encodes 1339 amino acids. The record is from RefSeq and is a predicted model, not a curated record. NCBI's taxonomy places the organism in Eukaryota, Metazoa, Annelida, Clitellata, Rhynchobdellida, Glossiphoniidae.